AUGUCUGACGAAGAUGACAAUUAUGACGAUUUCAUGUUAUCCGACGACCAAGGCAUGGAAUCCAUUGAAAUGGAGGAAGAAACUGAUGAUGAAGACGAAAAGAUGAUCCGGCUAGACGAGCAGCAGGACCAAAACCAAGAAGGGGAGCAAUAUAAACAGCUUAUGCAGGAUACAGUGGGGAAGGUCGACAAGGAACGGGAUGCUUGUAAAGUGCUUUUUGAACAGGGCCAAAGUUUCAAAGAGGACGAACAAUACAAAGAAGCUCGCGACUCAUUUCUAAAAAUAUAUUAUAGGGAAGAAUUUUUGGGUGAUGAAAGCAUUGACGCACUUUUGAUAUGGAAAUUCAAAUCAUUGAAUGAAAUACUACGCUUAAGAGCGCCAAGCUUCAAAUUUCAAAGCAAUGGUACACAAGACUUGGCACUCCAAGUUUUAGAGGAUACAGCAACCAUGUCAGUUUUUUUACAGAGAAUUGAUUUCCAAAUCGAUGAAAAAAUAUUUGAAUCACUUUCAGACACCUUUGAGGCACUGGCGCCCAAUUGGGAAAGAGUAUUUUUAUUUGACGUUGAAAAGGUUGACAAACAAAAUAUGAUCUGCAAAAUGGAGUUCCAAAAAAGCCUCAUGGAUCAGUUUCAAUGGAUAUUAAAAAAAUCUGACAAAAAUGAUAAACUUAAAAAACUUCAGCGUAUCAUCAGAAAAAAAUUGCUUAUUGCAGUUAUUUGGCAUCGAAGAUUGACUAUGGAGGAUAUCUUUAUUCCUGAAGUUUCUUUCCAAAUACAAAAUCUCGUAUGCGAUAUGGGAUCUGCUUCUUUUGAGGAGGCGAAUGAUCUAGAAAGUGUUUCAAUACUGCUACAGUACUAUAUACUGGAAUUUAUGAAAAACGCACGGAUAAAAAAUAGAAACUUGUUCAAGAAGUGCAUUGACUACUUUGACCUGACGACAUCAAAAUCGCUUACUUUCUCCCAGCAAUCGGGAUCGAUGGUAAUAUUAUAUACUUCCAAGGCAGUUUGGAUUUUAGACUCAGAUUCAGAAAACGAUGUAUCCUUUGCAUUGAUGAAAUAUUAUGACCGGAAAGAAGAACUGAAGAACAUGUUUCUCCAGAUUUUAAAGCAUUUGGAAGAGAUGGGGAAGUUUCGAGAAAGAGAUAUUGCUUCUUUGUUUCACAAGUUUGUGCUCAGCGGCUUUAUAUUUACCAGCAUGAUUUUAGAAGCGAUAAGUGCUGAUAAAAUCAACCCCUUUGAUUUUGAACAGGUAAAGAUUGCCCUAGGCAGCCCAAUUGUUCAUGUAUUACAAACUAUCUACAAAUGUUUUGCAGAACUGGAAUUAAGACAACUAAAUGCAAAUAUAUCUCGUAUUCCAGAAUUGUCUAUUAUACUAAAGAAAAUCAUUCAGGAUAUUUAUUAUUUAGCCCAGACACUAAAACUAUGGAGAAAAAUUGCACAGCUUUACUCUUGCAUCUCAAUAAAUGACAUUAUUGAUAUGUUACAAGUAAACGAGAAUAACGAGAUGACGAGAGACGAUUUAUUAACAAUUUUAAUGCGAUCGAUAAUGAAAGACAGAUCAAUUGUGUAUUUCAAGUUGGACUUGACCAGCGAUUUGGUUUAUUUCGGUAAUGAAAACAAAGUCAUGUUACCGAGAUGUUCCAAAGAGGAAUUUCGUUUAACAAGUACGUCAAAAGAGGAUGGGCCUACGGAAAAUGCCAAACUCAUAGAUUUCGAAUAUGUCAACGACGUCGGAAUUUACAACAACCCAACAAGGAUAAAGACUAAAUCUUCUAAAGAGUUUUUUAAUACAUUAAGAAAAUCUAGAGAAACUGUUAGAUUACCUAAAGUCAGCAACCAGUCAAAUGAGGGGGUAUUUUUACCAUCGUAUAUGAGAUUUGCCACCAAAUACCUGGAAUUGACUAAAUUAGCCUCCACCAACCUCUCUUAG
Messenger RNA from Saccharomyces eubayanus, 1929 nucleotides. RefSeq names its product Rri2p (gene RRI2). Lineage: Eukaryota; Fungi; Ascomycota; Saccharomycetes; Saccharomycetales; Saccharomycetaceae. The coding region runs from base 1 to 1929 and encodes 642 amino acids. The record is from RefSeq and is a predicted model, not a curated record. The transcript has a single exon.